Messenger RNA from Elaeis guineensis (African oil palm), 2399 nucleotides. Its product is annotated as subtilisin-like protease 4. Gene Ontology annotation, biological process: proteolysis. Gene Ontology annotation, molecular function: serine-type endopeptidase activity. The record is from RefSeq and is a predicted model, not a curated record. Lineage: Eukaryota; Viridiplantae; Streptophyta; Magnoliopsida; Arecales; Arecaceae.
UAUAUAUCAGGGAAUUGUGGAGAUGAUAACAAACCGAACCCAUAAUUAAGCUUCUUAUUUCUCAUAGUCUUCCUAGUUCCUAUCUUUCAGUUCAGAGCUACCAUCACCUCCUGAUGUCAAGCAUGGUCAUCCCUUUCUUUCUAUGCAUUCUCUUCCUUUCUCAUCUUGCGUCCAUGGCCAUCAGCCAGGAGACCAUCUCCAGCACCCUGAAGACAUAUAUAGUUCACGUACAUCGGGCACCCGGCGCUGCGGUGUUCGCCUCCUCUGACGAACGGGAGGAGUGGUACAAGUCUUUCCUGCCCACCGGAAUAGCAAGCUCAGGCGAACCACCUCGAAUGAUUUAUUCAUACAAAAACGUCAUCAGUGGCUUUGCCGCUCGAUUGACAGAGAGAGAGCUGGCAGAAAUGAAGAAGAAAGCCGGCUUCGCACAUGCGUACCUCGAUCGGAUCCUUCCUCUGCAAACAACCCACUCCCCUGAGUUCUUGGGUCUCAGCCGCGGCACGCCGGGGUUCUGGAAUGACUCCAACUACGGCAAAGGCGUCAUAAUUGGAGUCCUGGACAGCGGAAUCUCGCCUAACCACCCAUCCUUUGGUGACGAGGGGAUGCCCCCUCCGCCAUCCAGAUGGAAGGGUGCUUGCGAGUUCGAUGCCUCCUACUGCAACAACAAGCUCAUCGGCGCAAGGAACUUCGUCCGAGGUGCCUCGGCCAUGGAUGCUGCACCCAGAAGAGUGACGCUGCAAGGACCCUACGAUUAUGAUGGACAUGGCACGCACACGGCUAGCACGGCGGCCGGCAACUUCGUCGAAAACGCCAACGUCAAUGGUCUAGCUAAUGGCACAGCAUCUGGCGUGGCACCUUUAGCUCACCUUGCCAUCUAUAAGAUAUGUGAUUUAGAUGGUUGCGUGUAUUCUGACGUGUUAGCAGGGAUGGAUGCUGCCGUCGAUGAUGGAGUCGACGUGAUAUCCAUAUCCCUUGCUGCAUCCUCUUUUCCUUUCUACUUCGACAGCAUCGCAAUCGGCGCAUUGGGGGCGAUCCAGAAGGGAAUCUUUGUCAGUGGCGCUGCAGGGAAUUCAGGACCGGACUCUGCUUCGCUAUCUAACGAGGCACCAUGGAUUCUGACGGUCGGCGCCAGCAGCAUAGAUCGCUUACUGAGAACAACGGUGACACUUGGGAGCGGAGUGGAGCUCGAUGGCGAAUCUGCUUACCAGCCAAGUAGCUUCCGCUCCUCCCAGCUGCCUUUGGUCUACCCCGGAGCGAGCGGUAAUAGGAGUGUGGCUUUGUGCUUUAAUAGGUCGCUGGAUGGGAUCGACGUCCGGGGGAAGAUCGUGCUAUGUUUUGAAGGCGUGGUGGAUGUGGAGUCCAAGGGCGAAACUGUGAGGAGCGCCGGAGGGCUGGGCAUGAUCAUCGCGAAUCUGAGGCAAGAAGGGGUCUCCACCUUUCCUGAAGUUAAUGCACUACCGGCGUCGCAUGUGAACUUCCCCGAUGGCCAGACGAUCAAACGGUACAUCAAGUCAGCAUCGACUCCCACGGCGUCGAUCACCUUCAAAGGCACAUUGAUGAAAACAAAGCCGGCCCCGGCUCUCGCUUACUUCUCCUCGAGAGGGCCGAGUCAGGCCGACCGGAACAUCUUGAAGCCAGACAUCGUCGGUCCGGGGAUGAACAUUUUAGCUGCAUGGCCCUUCGAAGUCGGACAUUCCGACACCGCCACCAGAUAUAACAUAAAGUCCGGCACUUCCGUCGCCACCCCACACCUCAGUGGAAUUGCGGCUCUACUCAAAAGCUCACAUCCAGACUGGUCCCCAGCAGCAAUCAAGUCUGCGAUCAUGACGACGGCCGACUUGACGGCUAACGAUGGCAAUCGGAUCACUGACGAGACAGGAACUACGGCGGACUUCUUCGGCGUCGGUGCUGGCCAUGUCAACGUAUCAAGGGCCAAUAACCCGGGCUUCGUAUAUGAUAUCAAUCCUGAUGACUACAUCGCUUACCUCUGUGGUCUGUCGUACACUGAUCUGCAAGUGAGCGUGGUUGCUCGCCGUUCGGUCAAGUGUUCCGAUAUCGGGAGCAUCGCCGGCAAAGAUUUGAACUAUCCUUCCUUCAUGGUGUUCUUGAACGCCAGCAAUGGCUAUACGGUGGAGGUCACACGGACGGUGACCAAUGUGGGAGCGCCGAGCUCCACCUACGACGUAGAUAGCACAUCUAUUUCAGAUAAGGUGAAGGUGGAAGUGAGACCCACAAGGCUCUCGUUUACCAAAGCCAACGAGAUUCUUCGCUACAACGUUACUUUCAGCAGCAGCAGCAGCAGCAAUGGAGGAGAAGUUAAUUAUCAGGGAUAUUUGCGGUGGAUUUCAUCUGAUGGUGGUGUAACUGUUAGAAGUCCGAUGAUGGUAUCCGUUAAGUGA